CUUGCAUGAAGCAGGAGGGGGUGGAGCCCCACCCCUGGGACUUCCUCUUUCGGGGUUCUUCCUUUCUGUCUCAGCUCUCCGUCUCUCUCUUUCUCUCUCAGACUCUCUUUCUCCCUGUCUCCCCUACUGUCAGCACCUCUUCUGUGUGGUGAGUGGACCGCUCACCCCUCUAGGUGAAGAUGUCGGCCCAGGAGAGCUGCCUCAGCCUCAUCAAAUACUUCCUCUUCGUUUUCAACCUCUUCUUCUUCGUCCUGGGCAGCCUGAUCUUCUGCUUCGGCAUCUGGAUCCUCAUCGACAAGACCAGCUUCGUGUCCUUUGUGGGCUUGGCCUUCGUGCCCCUGCAGAUCUGGUCCAAAGUCCUGGCCAUCUCUGGAGUCUUCACCAUGGGCCUCGCCCUCCUGGGUUGUGUGGGGGCCCUCAAGGAGCUCCGCUGCCUCCUGGGCCUGUAUUUUGGGAUGCUGCUGCUCCUGUUUGCCACACAGAUAACGCUGGGAAUCCUCAUCUCCACUCAGCGGGCCCAGCUGGAGCGAAGCUUGCAGGACAUCGUAGAGAAAACCAUCCAAAGGUACCACACCAACCCCGAGGAGACCGCGGCCGAGGAGAGCUGGGACUAUGUGCAGUUCCAGCUGCGCUGUUGCGGCUGGCACUCCCCGCAGGACUGGUUCCAGGUCCUCACCCUGAGAGGUAACGGGUCGGAGGCGCACCGCGUGCCCUGCUCCUGCUACAACUUGUCAGCGACCAACGACUCCACAAUCCUGGAUAAGGUGAUCUUGCCCCAGCUCAGCAGGCUUGGACAGCUGGCGCGGUCCAGACACAGUACAGACAUCUGCGCGGUCCCUGCAAACAGCCACAUCUACCGCGAGGGCUGCGCGCGGAGCCUCCAGAAGUGGCUGCACAACAACCUUAUUUCCAUAGUGGGCAUUUGCCUGGGCGUCGGCCUACUCGAGCUCGGGUUCAUGACGCUCUCGAUAUUCCUGUGCAGAAACCUGGACCACGUCUACAACCGGCUCGCUCGAUACCGCUAGGCCCCGCCCCCGUCACGUGCGCUGGGGACUUCCCUGCUGCCUGUAAAUAUUUGUUUAAUCCCCAGUUCGCCUAGAGCCCUCUGCCUUCACAUUCCCCUGGGGACCCAGGUGGCUGCCUGCCACCGCUGCUGUCACCUCUCCCACGGGACCUGGGGCUUUCGUCCAGUUUCUUGCCCCCAUCUGUCGGCCUACCACCUCCCACAAGAUUAUUUUUCACUCAAACCUCAAAUAAAUGCCCUGCGUUUUUGGUAAAA
Macaca mulatta (Rhesus monkey) is the source of this 1279-nucleotide messenger RNA. It is a transcript of the gene CD37, whose product is annotated as CD37 molecule. Gene Ontology annotation, cellular component: plasma membrane. Lineage: Eukaryota; Metazoa; Chordata; Mammalia; Primates; Cercopithecidae. The record is from RefSeq and is a predicted model, not a curated record.